Messenger RNA from Tremella mesenterica DSM 1558, 807 nucleotides. RefSeq lists its product as uncharacterized. The transcript has 2 exons. The record is from RefSeq and is a predicted model, not a curated record. Bases 1 to 807 code for a protein of 268 amino acids. Gene Ontology annotation, molecular function: nucleic acid binding; zinc ion binding. NCBI's taxonomy places the organism in Eukaryota, Fungi, Basidiomycota, Tremellomycetes, Tremellales, Tremellaceae.
AUGGAACCAGAAAGAAGAAUUACACGAGGCAUGAGUAGGGAUGGAGACAGGAUGGAGGAGAACGAGAGGAGAGCAUUGGAGGAGCUUAGCAGAGCAAUGGGGCAGGACCUUGGAGUGGAGGAUAGUGUGGGGGGAUCAAUUCAAGGAGAUGAGUUCGUUCCACCGGUGCCUUCUAACCCUCCUUCUCCUCCGUCUAAUGCUCUCCCACCUGUGGGAUCCCCACUUGGAUCAGACCAAACCCCACGCCCAAGAGAAAACACUGGAAGUACGGCGAACUUGGGAGAAGAAGGAACACAAGGGGUGGUGUUGGCCUUGAUGCAGAUGGUGGCGAAUAUGAACAAAGACAUGAUGGAGGAGAGAAGACGUAGGGAGGAAUGGGAACAGAGAAGAGAAAGGGAUACAAGGACGGAGAAGAAAGAAGAGAAGAAAUGGGAAAAGGGGCAACCUUCGGCGCAGGGUGGUGCCCAGGCGGCUAUGAGGUCGACGGUGGUAAAGAGUACACCGCCAAACAUCGACGAAGUUCGCCGAAGAUGGCCUAGGCCGAGCUCCGAUCUGAGGGAGACAAGGAGGAAGGAGGGGAAGUGUACCGAGUGUGGUGAAGCAGGACAUUGGCUGAAGGAAUGCCCUGUAAGGGAGGCUAAGGUUAAGGUUGGACUGUUGCCUCCAUGGGGGGAGAAGUUCGGAGAACGUGGUGGAGGAUCGGGAGGGAACGCAGUACCUCUCGGACAGAGGAGGAACUUGAAUGCGGUUGGAGGAGAAGUAGAUUUGGAAGAGGACCAGGGAAAAGAAGAGGACCUGUCGCAGUAG